Molecule: messenger RNA, 1067 nt
Organism: Ruditapes philippinarum (Manila clam)
Lineage: Eukaryota; Metazoa; Mollusca; Bivalvia; Venerida; Veneridae
Exons: 6
Coding region: 458-1066 (202 amino acids)
Source: RefSeq, a predicted model, not a curated record
ACGACAAAACCAACAUAAUGGGUUUGCGACCAGCAUGGAUCAAGACCAGCCUGCGCAUCCGCGCAUCGCUUACAAACCCUAUUACAAGUAGGGAAACUGAUAGCGAACAGCAUGGAUCCUGAUCAGACUGCGCGGAUGCUGGUCGCAAACACACUAUGUUUGUUUUGUCGUGACGCGGCUCAUAUGUUAUUGGUAAUUGACAUAUUUUUCAAAUGCUUCGCUUUAAGUAACAACUCAGCAACUUAGUAUAAAGACUAAUAAUGCCGCCCAAGGUAUUCCAAAUGUUUGAAAUUAUCCCGUUGUUAACGAGUAUUCGGUGAUGUUUGGAUUUAACGGUAGGCAUAAACAUGCAAAGUUGUGACGUCACAGUAGAAGUUGACGCUUCUCAUUAACAACGUCAUAUUGCGUCCGGAAGAUAAAACCAGCUGUUAAUAAAUCAUUAAAACAUGGAACAUUAAUGGCUAGUGAAAAUCGAGGCUGUUUUGUUUGGCUCAUAAGUUUAAAGAAGUCUUGCAACGAAAGGUUUGCAAGAUUUCGAAACCGCAUGCGCCAAAGAUACUAUGCAAGAAAAGGAAAGACUCUUGACCCAGAAACCCUGUUAAAUGAAACAGGUACUGCCGACAUGGUCGUCUGUAAGAUUGCCAGCAAGUCAACCAAAGUCGUUCCUCAAAACAUGUCAUCAAAGAAUGACGAGGCUGUUGAUUCUAAAAUUAGAACAGUGACAGGGACCGCAGCAGACGAUGAGAGCAUGGCAGACGACAUUCUUGUUGAAGAAUUUGUGACACGCAUCAUUAACAAGGCAGCCGACACUCUGAGACAGGAGUUGUCUAGCAACACAACGACCGUAACCGUGAAGCCAGCAGGCGACAACAUUUCAUUGUCCUCCAGUAUCAUCAGCCAAAUUGCUGAUAUGGCUGUUACGGAGAGCUUGACAAAUAUUAUGACAGAUGCUGACAUCAACCAAUCUGCUAUAAGAGCUCCUAGAACUGUCAAAGAAUUCAAGGAAGCAUUUGGUAUAACCGGAUAUGACGCCAUUGAUGACGGUCUUCCACCUGUGAGCGUGUAAG